CGUCGGGCCAGUAGGAAUAGUAGUUGUUUUGCUAGCGUCGAGGUGGUGGAUACACACCCUCACCAUCUCGAGAGAUGGCCCAAGCUACUGACUCCAGCGUCGUCCCGCGAACACGUUCAGACACAUCGAGCCUCUGUUCGAUGAAUGUGUUCGAGUCCUUAGAGGAGCUAGAGGAGGAGUGGUUUAAAUCAGACCCGCUAGCUUCUUGGACGGCCCUAGUCAAAGCCGCGAAGGGUGAGAUGUUCGUCAGCGAGGUGGUCAUUGGCGGCCGCAAGGCCGGGUCCUAUUAUGACACUUGCUCGACUAGGAACUUUAUCAGUCGCGCGUGCGUUGAGAGGCUGCGCUUACAGGGGCGAGUGCAAUGCUUGAGUCGACCUGUGGAGUCGAUCUGUGCCAACAAACAGCGCAUGGUAGUCAACGACUACCUCCAAGAUGUUGAGUGUUGUUUCCCGUACGCGGGAGGGGAAUUGAGACAUCGCGUCUCGUUCCUAGAACUGUAUGCGGUUUACAAGGCUCUGACCCAUUGGAGGCACUAUCUCCUUGGGAGGUUCUUCAUCCUCAAGAGUGAUCAUCAGACCCUGAGAUGGAUGAGAACUCAGCUUGUACUCUCUAACGCUCUCAAGCGUUGGAUCGAAGUCAUUGAGCAGUACGACUUUGACCCGCAGUAUCUGAAAAGGGAGUACAACAAGGUUGUUGAUGCCUUGUCGCGUAAACCUGAUUUCUCAGGUGCGCUGAUUACUGAGUUCGAUCUUGCGGACAAUGUUACUCAGUCCCUGGUGGAAGCCUAUCGUGAGGAUCCGUUCAUGUCUGAGAUCAUCCGUAGACUCGAAGCGAAGGACAAAGUGACUUCUGCCAAGUUUGAGUUGGUCAACGACUUGCUGUUCCUCGAGAAGGCUGGGAAUAAACGUUUGUGUGUUCCUAAUAUGGAGUCUUUGAGGAGUUUAUUUUUAGGCGAAUGUCAUGAUGCCACCAGCCAUUUUGGGUACAAAAAGACCGUAGCUAAUCUGCUGCAGCAGUUCUUGUGGCCCACGAUGAUGCGAGAUGCCCAGCUGUACGUGGAGACUUGUCAAGUCUGUCAGAGGGACAAGCCACGUACGCAGGCUCCUCUUGGGCUCCUGAAGCCCCUUCCAAUUCCGGAAAGGCCUGGUGAGAGCUUGUCCAUGGACUUCAUGGAUACACUGGUCACCAGCAAGAGUGGGAUGAGAUACAUCUUCGUUAUCGUGGAUAUAUUUAAGUCGGAGGUCUGCAAUGGGUCACGGGGUCUGGGGGAGGUCUUCAAGUGUCUUGAUCGGCAGCAAGAAGGGGUCUUCGAAAGUCUUGAGCAGUCCCAGGUCAGCGGCAGCGAUAGGGGUCUUCAAGGAGGUCUUGGUCAGGUUGAUGAUGGAAGCAAGGCGAACUGCAAAGGUCUUGGUCAGCGGCAAGGGGGGUCUUCAAUGGUCUUCGUCAAGGAGGAACAAGAUGCCGAGUAAUUUCUGGUCGUGGAGGAUGGGGAGAACUUGGCGGAGAUGAUCAAGGUGGGACUCGAAGGUGGGGAUAAAAACAAGGAUGUCGUCGAGGUAGAUCACGACACAGACUUUGAGGAGGUCGCGGAAGAUGUGGUUCAUGGUGGAUUGGAAUGUGGCGGGGGCGUUGGUGAGACCGAAAGGCAUUACGAGAAACUCGUAGUGCCCGAAGCGGGAGCGGAAGGCGGUCUUGUGGGUGUCCUCCUCGCGGAUGCGGAUCUGGUGGAAGCCAUUGAGGAGAUCAAUCUUGGUGAAGUAUUUGGCUCCACGGAGGCGAUCAAGACGUUCGGAUAUCCGGGGAAGCGGAUACUUGUUCUUGAUCAUGAUCCAGUUCAAGGCGCGGUAGUCUGUGCACAUGAGGAGUUCCGAGGUGUCGUUCUUCUUGACGAGUAGACAGCGGGUUCCGAAGGGGGAGGAGCUAGGCUUAAUGAAUCCUUUUUCAAGGA
This is a messenger RNA of Chara braunii, 1948 nucleotides long. Lineage: Eukaryota; Viridiplantae; Streptophyta; Charophyceae; Charales; Characeae. The record is from the annotation of a GenBank genome assembly.